Molecule: messenger RNA, 3678 nt
Organism: Amphiprion ocellaris (clown anemonefish)
Lineage: Eukaryota; Metazoa; Chordata; Actinopteri; Pomacentridae
Gene: cavin4a
Product: caveolae associated protein 4a
Exons: 2
Coding region: 198-1163 (321 amino acids)
Biological process (GO): regulation of gene expression
Cellular component (GO): caveola; cytoplasm
Source: RefSeq, a predicted model, not a curated record
CAAUUCAGGUUCUCUUUGGACCCUGGAGUCUUUUUUAAAAGGGGUAGGUGGAGUUUCCACUCUCUCCUGUCCCCAGACCUGAGUUUGGGUCACAGCGGUCGGGUGUUGCCUCUCUCCGGUCUCCCUGCUGGUCACCCCCACCCCGAAACUAAACCACAAAUCUGCAAAUUUCAGAACAGCAGCAUCAAAACACUGCAAUGGAUCAGCACAGGUAUCGCACGGCGGGCGUUCAGGAGAAGCUGGAGAUCGUCGGGGUGGAGGACGAGGCUGGGAACCCCAUCAGCGCCCUGACCAUCCUAUCACUGCUGGAGCGAGUAGCCGGCAUCAUCGAUAACGUCCAGUCCUGCCAGCAGCGCAUGGAGGAGCGUCAGCUGGACCUGGAGAGCAACAUCAAGAGCAUCCAGGGCGACGUCCUGAAGCUGGCCAAGGACCACACCGACACCAGCGGCACCGUGGAGAAGCUCCUGCAGAAGACCCGCAAGGUCAGCGCCAACGUCAAGGAGGUCCGGACGCGUGUCGAGAAGCAGAACGUUCGGGUGAAGAAGGUGGAGACGACUCAGGAUGAGCUGCUCACCAGAAACAAGUUCAGAGUCGUCAUCUACCAGGGGGAGACGGAGAUCCCAUCAGUAGCCGUCACCAAGUCCCCCAAAGGAGCUGGUCUGGAGGGGGUGGAGAUCGAACCCGACUCCUACGACGUCCCGGCCGACCUCUCCUCCGAUGAGGAGUACCUGAGCGUGGAGGAGGCCGACUCCUCGCGAGCCGCCCGCAUCAAGAAGUCCAUGGUGAAGAGCACGGAGACCAUUAAGGCCGCCUUCUCCAAGGAGAACAUGAGCAAAACCAAAGACAACCUGGGCACCAAGUUCCACAACCUGGGCGAGAAGGUGAUGCCGCCAGAGCGCCGGGAGAAGAUGCAUCAGGCCGGCGAGCGGCUGAAGCAGUCCGGCGAGCGGCUCAAGGACAACAUCGCCAAGAAAGCUCCAAGCAAAGAGACCUUCCGCAUCAAGCUGAAGAAGGAGAGGGCCGUCGCCGAGGGCCAGGAGGGCGCCGAGGCCGAGGCCAAGGACAAGGAGUUGGCGGGGGGCGUGGCCUACACUGAAGUUGCCAUGGAAACCAAGAGGGAGGGGCCGGUGGAGGAGGCCGGCGCUACCCGGAUAGCAGAGUAAGAUCAGAGGUAACAGAUGAGCCACGAUUGGACGUGAAGAGGAGGCAGAACACUGGAGAAAACUCAACCAGGAGUCAACGAGAAGGUGUGCGACGGACAGUUUAUUUGUUUGAAUGUAUCAAAUUGGAAGAAAAAUCAUCAAAACGUGAAGUGCUAUUUAUAAAACCUACUAAUUCAGGUCAUCAAGAGUCAUCUGUUGUCAUUUAAGUAACUUGAUGCACUGAGAUAAAUUCAGGUUUAGGAUUUCAAGUCAAAACUCCCUGGAGUUGUGUUUGACUAAAUUGUGAGUCCACAUGGUGAAGAGUUUGUGUUGCGAUUCAUAACCAGGCUCAAAGUGAAGAUUAUUUAUUAUUUGUACAGGAUGGCUGCAGGGAAAAGGAAGACGGCGGGUGUUUGACAGAACUUUGAGAAGGAAGAUGAAUGUUGACGUCUGUGUGUUAAUCUUCACAUAUAAUACUGUACAUACUGAUUAAACCGCCAAAACUGGGAAGGUGAAGUUGGCCUCAGCUGGUCUCUGAGAAGAGAAGAAACUAACACCGAGUCAGACUGGAUUCUGAACACAGAAUAGUUAGAGUUGAAGAAGAAACCUUAUGGUGCUAGAAAGCGACAUCAAUGAGCACUUAGGUAGACAUUAAAGCUGCACCAGGCCGAGAGGUUUAACCCAAGUAACCAUGGAACUGCUGCACAACAUUAACCGGUAAAAGAUACAAAUUGGUCCAGCUCUUUAUAGCUGCGUUUCCAUAAAGCAGAUUGAAGUAUCGCAUUAGAUAAAAUUGAUGUCAAUGGCAAAAUUCAAAAAAACUUACAGAGUUCAAAAUCUGUGAAAAUCUCUGAUCAAGAAAAGAAACCAUCAGAUGGGAACCAAACACAAGUCAAAGCUGAAGAUAUAAAAUUGUAUUGUCUGCAAAGAAAUGUACACUGAGUGGAAAGAAUGGUGUAUUUAUAUAAAGUUUAAAAAGAAAUGGACCGAGCACAGACCCCUGUGGAACACUAUUUCUCAUAACAGAACUAAAAAGAAGGUGAAAAGGAAGUAAAAAUGACACAUUUAAAAGCAAUUGCAGGAAAAUAUUACAGCUACAAGCUCAGAUAACAACCCAGAAUGUACAUAUAAAAUCAGUUCACAUAAAUAGAAUCACUUGCACAUUUCCAUAAUGUAUUUUUGGUGCAUGUUGAAGUACAAAAGUUAUUAGAAACAGUAGAAUUCAGAAAAAAAUGUCUUCAAAUUAAGAAAAGACACUUGAAAGCCAUCUGAAGCAGACUGAAAAUGACUUAAAAUCCAGGAUGCAUAAAAUUGUGUCAUCUGCGAAGAAAUGGACACUGAAGCACUAGGUAUAAAGAAUGAUGUUGAUUAUACAAAAUGUAAAAAGAAGUGGACCGGGCAUAGAUCCCUGUGGAACCCUACUUUUGACAGUAAUUAAAAAUGAGACAUUUCAAAGCAAUAAAAUGAAACAUUACAGCCACAAGCAGAGAUAAAGAUCUAGAAUUUACACUGAAGCUGAGUUCACGUUUACUGAACUACCAGAUUAGUUUCCAUCACAUAUUUUUAAAUGUCAAAUUAGAGAAAGUUAAUGGAAAAUGCAAAAAAAACUUAGCACAAAAUCUUUUACCCUUGACUGAGAUAAUUUUUUUUUGUUUUUACUUGAGAAACUCGAGGAACUUUGUGAGAGACUGAAAUGUCCCCUGUGAAUUAAUUCGCGAACAUUUAGCUAUCAUGGACAUCAGACUGUCUUUACAACAUGAACUUGGCCGAUACCAGCUGACAGAAAUGACUUUUUUUUUCUCAUUGAAAACGAUUCCCAAAGACUUCUCUUGAUUUUUCUCUUCAAGGUGGCCAACGUUUUGUUUGCUUUACGUCUUCUUCUUAGUUUAUUAGCAAACAACUCGCAAAUAAUUUCUUUGCUCAGUGCAGCUUUAAGUUUAACAGUAAUUUGAGGUAAAACCAGUAAAACCUUUGCAUGAACUUCAGACUAAGGCGGCCUCUCCUAACUAGACAUUAGUCAAAGUAUAAUUGCUUGUCUGAAUGUAAUGGAUUUCAGCUCUGACGUUGGUGGCUUCAAAGCUUUUUGCUGCGUUCAGGUGGGUGAAUGUUUUAGUUUUGGCUGCUGGAUAUUCAUCGUUUCUUUUGAAGUUCAUCCUCCUGAAGCGAUUACUGAGGUCACCGCCUUCAUCAGGAUCACAGGAUGUAAAGUUUUUGGCGCUUUAGUCAUCAGAUGUAGGAGCUUUGCUUUCACAGAGCUGCCAUUAUACACAAGUACAGCGUCUUAUUCUGAAAACACACAACCUGUAUAUCUUUAACCUCUGUUUUAUUUCUUACUUCUAUAUUUAUGUCCCUGUACUGCUGCUGUUGAGUGGAUUUAGUGCACUAGGUGGUAGGAUUUGCAUUCAUUUUGGAGUACAGCUUGUUUUGUUGGCAUUUUUUCAAUCAUCAAGUUGAAAAUCAGCUGAUUGUUGUUUUGUGCCUGUACUCACUUUCUGUUUUUGAUAAAUAAAGUGAAACCUCUAUGAACUGUGGAAAA